AUGGAUAGCACCAACUACACAUUCCACCCAACUGUCAUCAUUUUGAAGGCUAUCCCAGGCCUGGAGCAAGUUCAGUUUUGGAUCUCCAUCCCCUUCUCUUCCAUGUAUGUGGUGGCACUUGGAGGUAACUCCUUGUUGAUCAUUCUUAUCUGGAAGGAGCACAGUCUUCAUGAGCCCAUGUAUAUCUUCCUGGCCAUGUUGGCUAUGACAGACUUCUUGCUCUGCAACACCAUCAUGCCCAAGAUGCUAGCUCUCCUCUGGUUCCAAGCUGGAUCCAUUUCUUUCCAGGCCUGUAUCACCCAGAUGUUUUUUGUCAUUUUCAUCUUUGUCAUGGAGUCAACAGUCCUCCUGGCCAUGGCAUUUGACCGCUAUGUGGCUAUCUGCUUCCCAUUGAGAUAUACCAUGAUCCUGACCCCUUCUGUGAUCUGGAAAAUAGCAGGAUUUUCUCUGGCCAGGGGCUUGGUCAUCACUUCCCCUUUUGUUUUCCUUGUUGAGCGGCUGCCAUUUUGUGGAAACAACAUCAUCGUUGAUACUUAUUGUGAACUGACUAAGAUUUCCAGACUAGCCUGUGCAGAUAUAACUGCCAAUAACAUUUACACACUAGUGAUGUCUUUCUUGUCCACAGGCUUAGAUGUCUUUCUCAUUUCCAUCUCCUAUGUGUUUAUUCUUCGAGCUGUUUUCAGGCUGCCAUCCCGUGAUGCCCAGUUAAAGGCUUUGGGCACUUGUAGCUCACACGUGUGUGUCAUACUCAUGUUUUAUCUGCCAGCUUAUCUGACAGUGCUAACUAGCCAUCUUGGUUGUGGAGUCCUGCUAGCCAAUCUUUAUGUGGUUGUACCCCCUGCAUUGAAUCCCAUUAUAUAUGGUGUCAGGACCAAGCAGAUUCGAGAUGUUGUCAUAUCAAGGCUCUCCCACUUGAGGGGGGAAGGAGUUCAGGAAAACCAAGCAAAUUAA
Messenger RNA from Gracilinanus agilis (Agile Gracile Mouse Opossum), 951 nucleotides. RefSeq names its product olfactory receptor 52Z1-like. The record is from RefSeq and is a predicted model, not a curated record. Lineage: Eukaryota; Metazoa; Chordata; Mammalia; Didelphimorphia; Didelphidae. The transcript has a single exon. Gene Ontology annotation, biological process: G protein-coupled receptor signaling pathway. Bases 1 to 951 code for a protein of 316 amino acids. Gene Ontology annotation, molecular function: G protein-coupled receptor activity; olfactory receptor activity. Gene Ontology annotation, cellular component: membrane.